This is a messenger RNA of Drosophila rhopaloa, 977 nucleotides long. RefSeq lists its product as uncharacterized. The coding region runs from base 166 to 804 and encodes 212 amino acids. The record is from RefSeq and is a predicted model, not a curated record. Lineage: Eukaryota; Metazoa; Arthropoda; Insecta; Diptera; Drosophilidae. Gene Ontology annotation, biological process: autophagy. The transcript is spliced from 2 exons.
UUUGGGGAAAUUGCGACUUCUGUAAAAGAAUAGACAUUUUAAUGCUUUAAAAUAAGAAGACAGCAUCUUUGGGUACAAAUUUAAUAAUAUUUGUGUGGCUAACAUUUUGAAAAACCGAAGUGCAAAGACGUUAACUUAAAACAUAACGAGAAAACAGCUCAAAUCAUGGACUGCGCACCACUAAACUUGGCCCAUUUCCACGAGCGAAGAUCGGAGCGUUUUAUACGCAAUCAUCGCUACGAGGAGGCCAUAAAAGCGCUGGAAACGUCCUUAAUUUACAUGCAGGAUGCCCAAAAACGAGUGGCUUUACCAAAAUCCAAGGAAGUUCUGGACACUUUGACUCUAGAUUUCCAGCGAAAAUUACGCCAAAUUGAGAUGAGAAAAACGCAGCAUGGCUUGAAUAAGUUGAAGGACUUUGCUCCUCUGAAAGAAACCAGUCCCAUGUUGCCUCUACGUCCGGAAAAUGGAGCAAGUGGAGCCGCCGGAUCGGCGCAAUCUGUGGCCAAGGCUAUUGACAAAACAGUCCAGGAUUUCGAUGCCAAGUUUACUUCAUCCUUGGUGUCAAAGGUGCCAAACAAUUUGGCCAAUUCAGAGCCCCAAAUGGAGACGCUAAGAAAGAGUGAUCCUGCGAGGAACGACGAUGAAAGAGAUCCCUAUGAUUACCGGCUGACGGGCAGCGACGAUCUGGAUCUGCCCUCUCUGGCUCCUUUGGAAUUGCCCUCCUUCGAUUAUAGCCUGUUCACCAGCUCAUCGGCUCCUUCGCUGGCCAGUUUUGCCGGCAUGGCUGAGAGCUUCCAGAAAUAGGAUAAUGUCUAUUAAAAGACACAGAUUUUGCCUAAUUUCUAUGUAAUUCGGCAGAUCUCUAUAAUACAGUGCCCUUUAGUUCAAAUAGUAUUACCCCCUAAAUAAUGGCUUUAUUUCUAAACUUACUUGAUCUGAAUGACUGCAAUAAAAUUAUAAUUAAUAUUUGAUUUUGA